Marasmius oreades (fairy-ring Marasmius) is the source of this 1797-nucleotide messenger RNA. RefSeq lists its product as uncharacterized. NCBI's taxonomy places the organism in Eukaryota, Fungi, Basidiomycota, Agaricomycetes, Agaricales, Marasmiaceae. Gene Ontology annotation, molecular function: transmembrane transporter activity. Bases 162 to 1676 code for a protein of 504 amino acids. Gene Ontology annotation, cellular component: membrane. Gene Ontology annotation, biological process: transmembrane transport. The record is from RefSeq and is a predicted model, not a curated record. The transcript is spliced from 22 exons.
UUAUUUUGAAGGGAUGAACGAAGGUCUAGCAAGAUGGUUUAGAGUCGCAAAAGGGUCGAACUUGGAAACUGUUAACGUUUACGCCGGCAGGUAAUCCUACUUAAACCCAUGUUCCGCCUUUUCCAUUUUGAUUUCCUCCACUCCUGCCCACGACCACCAUCAUGGACGAAAAGCCGAAUCCUUCUGUUUCCGAUAAGGAAUCUGGCUCAGUGCUACCCAACGAAACUCCCCUCUAUAACGCUCAUGUUGAUAUCAGUGGGGUCGAUGAAAAGAAACUGAUUCGCAAGGUCGACAUUGCGCUUAUACCUUGGUUAUCAUUCCUGUAUCUUCUCAGUUUCUUGGAUCGAACAAGUAUUGGAAAUGCAAAGCUCUAUAACCUCGAAGGUGACCUUCAUAUGACGGACAACCAGUAUCUGAUAACUUUAACCGUAUUCUUCUUCAGUUAUGCCGUGUUUGAGGUACCCUCCAAUGUAUUCCUAAAGAGGCUUCGGCCGUCUCUUUGGUUGUCUGGUUUGAUGUUACUUUGGGGUGUAAUGAUGACCGUUCAAGGACUGGUUCAUAACUACAGCGGCCUUCUUACUAUGAGAUGGUUCUUGGGAAUGUUUGAAGCAGGUCUAUUUCCGGGUGUGAACUACUACCUAUCUUGUUGGUACAAACGCUCCGAAUUUGGUAUCCGUGCCGCUAUCUUUUUCUCAGCGGCCACGGUAUCCGGCGCGUUUGGAGGUCUCCUAGCGGCGGCUAUCUCAAAUAUGCAUGGUGUAGGUGGAAAACCAGGCUGGGCAUGGAUUUUUAUCCUUGAAGGACUUGCCACUGUUAUUGCUGGAAUCGUAUCUUUCUGGAUUAUACAGGAUUUCCCGGACACAGCCAAAUUCCUUUCCGAAGCCGAGAGGACUGUGAUUGUUCGACGAUUGCAAGGAGACGAUCAGUUCAGUGCCGCUGGAGAGAAACUUAAAUGGAAGUAUAUCUUCCAAAGUCUGUUGGACUGGAAAACGUGGGCUGGAAUGAUUAUAUACUGUGGUUGUGAUAUGCCACUGUACGCGUUUGCACUUUUCUUGCCAUCGAUCAUCAACCAGCUCGGAUUCAGGGCUACUCCCGCAAAUUUAUUGACAGUCCCUGUUUAUGUCUUUGCCUGCAUAAUUACAUGCUUGGUCGGUUUUUUGGCAGACCGAUACGGUCGAAGAGGGUUUUUCAACAUCGGAUUCCUCUGCCUUGGCGCGGCUGGUUACAUUAUCUUAAUUUCAUCUAAGAGCGCAGCUCUAUCCUAUUUCGCGGUCUACCUUGCGACCUGUGGUAUCUACCCGGUCAUUCCUAACACCAUUGCUUGGAUGUCAAACAACGUAGAAGGAUCCUAUAAGCGUAGUGUUUCCCUUGCGAUGCUCAUCAGCUUUGGUAAUAUCAACGGAGCUGUCAGUUCCAACGUUUAUCGCCAAAAAGAUCAACCCCGGUACGUUCUGGGACACGGGCUGGUCUUGAUGUAUAUCGGCUUCGGGAUCGUUUCUUCAGUUGCUUAUCUCUUCUUUACGAGGAGGGAGAACGCGAAGAGAGAUAGAGGAGAGCGUGACGAGGUUAUCAAGGGACAGACUGGUGGGAACGAGAAGAACGGAACAUUUGAGAGCGUUGUCGAGGCAAAGAGAGAGAAAGGAGACGAUUGGAGUGGGUAUCGUUACACGCUAUGAAGUGGACGGGAUCUACAUUCCGCGGUAUUCAGCCUUCGGAUGUUUGUAUACAUGAUCUGCUACCUCAGACUAAUGAAUUUUUGCUACUCCGCGGGUCGCAUCGCCCCCCGACAUGUCCAAC